This is a messenger RNA of Lolium rigidum, 1303 nucleotides long. RefSeq names its product F-box/LRR-repeat protein At2g43260-like. The record is from RefSeq and is a predicted model, not a curated record. Bases 7 to 1242 code for a protein of 411 amino acids. The transcript has a single exon. Gene Ontology annotation, molecular function: protein binding. Lineage: Eukaryota; Viridiplantae; Streptophyta; Magnoliopsida; Poales; Poaceae.
CACGCCAUGGACAUGAAGGUUUGCAAGAGGAGAAAGACGACCAAGCUGCCUCCUCCGGCCGAGCUGCUGGACGAGCUUGUCACUGAGAUCCUCCUCCGGCUGCCUGUCAAGUCCCUCCUGCGGUUCAAGUCUGUGAGCAAGGCGUGGCGCGCAAUCAUCUCCGACCCCUUCUUCAUCCGCUCGCAUCUCCAGCAAUCUGCCUCCAGAUGGAGGCAGAACCCAUCGCUGCUCGUCACUCCGCACACGCUGUUUCACGUCAUCGAGGGCGAGCCUUGGCCUUCCACCUUCUCCACCGAUAUCAGCUUCUACCAGUGGCAGCAGCCCUCCUUCGAAGAGGAGGAAUCUGAGGCGAGGUUCGUCAUGCACACCGAUGACUUCCUCGAGGAGUUCAACUCGGUGUGCUACUUUGCGCACUGCGACGGCUUGGUGGUGGCCCCUACCAACACCAACGUCUACCUCUUCAACCCUGCCACCAGGGACGCCAUGCGGCUGCCUAUCAACAACCGCAACAAGAUGUACCAGUACCAGGCCUGCCUCCCAGUAGGGCUUGGCCGGGACCCUCGCACCGGCAGGCACAAGGUGGUCCGGGCCUUCUACCGCUCCAGGGACCCUCUCACGGGCGUCCACGACAUGGGGAUGGAGGUGUUCACUGUUGGCGUUGAUUCAGAUUCAUGGAGGGAAAUCACGCCCAAUCCACUAUACCCUGUCUCCGUGUGGAUCACCCCUGUGUUCGCCAAGGGGGCACUGUUCUGGAUCAUUGACAAGCCCGGUCUCGAUCCGAGCCCAUGCGGCAUCCUCCGCCUCAGCCUGGACGAUGAGAGCUUCAGCGUCACACACCUGCCCGACUCGCUGGACCCUGCCCUGGACGACUCCUUCAUCCUGGACGAGGUGCACGGCGAGCUCUUCCUCACCGCCUUCAGCAGCAGCGAGCUGUCCCGGCGGAAGCCCCUCAACAUCUGGACGCUGGUGGAACAAGACACGCGAUGGGAGCACCGCUACACCCUCGACAUCUCCGGGAUGGCGCGCCCGGUGGCUCUCCUCCCGGGUGGCGGCGCGAUGAUCCUAAGGGCGUCGCACUACAUCAGCCGCUACGAUCUGCAGUCGCAUGAGAUCGACAUCAUAUGCGAGCUGGAUCGCCUGAGGUACCAGCACGAUGGCACGCCCGAGGAGGAUGCUGGGUCUGGGCAGGAAAUAUUCUACUUCAAUGUAAUACCUUACACCGAGAGCCUGGUCCGAAUUUGAAUAACUGCUGCUGCUUAGCAGAGUUCAUUUGUUGCUCUAGCUCUUGUCGUAUUUUGAAGUA